Messenger RNA from Megalopta genalis, 1750 nucleotides. NCBI's taxonomy places the organism in Eukaryota, Metazoa, Arthropoda, Insecta, Hymenoptera, Halictidae. The record is from RefSeq and is a predicted model, not a curated record.
AAACGCUAGAGUUUUGCAUCUGUUUGCGACUGCCAUGGACCAUGGUAACUGUAAGAAUUCCUUGUGAUUAGUUUGUAAAACUGUCAUAACAUUAGCUAUGACCGAGGAUUUAUUUAGAUGUGUAAAACGCAAAUUAAAAUCAGAAUUCUAUGUAAUGAAUGAUGACUGGUUAAGAGAUUGUAUACAAUUCUAUGUACAGCAAAACCAAAAUUCGAGUAACCAGGAGAUUUUAGAAUUUGUAAAAAUACAGUGGCAACUUAGCAACUUGCGAGAAAUUAAUAAUGAAAAUGGAAGUUUACCACGUAAUAUUUCAGGGCAAAAGUCUAUUGUAUUACCUGAAAAUUAUAUUCUCCAGGUGGAACAAAUGUAUGAUAUUGCAACAUCCAAAUAUAAACAAUUACAGAAUAUCAGAAAUACUCAUUUUUCAGAGGUAGAGGCAACCGAAGAACAAAAAAUGGAACAAUGGAAAUGCCCGAAAAAGAGAAUGAUACAAUUAAAAUUAACGGACGGAAUACAGGAUAUAAUUGGAAUUGAAUACAACCCUAUGUCUAUAUUAAAUGAAAUGUUAUUACCAGGAUACAAAGUUAUGAUAAUAGGACCAGUAAGAUGCCGUCGAGGUGUUUUAUUGUUAGAAGAAAAAAAGUUGAAAAAAAUUGGUGGUGAAGUGGAUAGUUUACUAAUUCCUAAUGCUUUAGAAAAUGUUCUGGCUCGAGCUUUAAAUGUUGAAGAAAAUCCAGAUCCUUAUGGUGAUAACGAGCUCAAAUCAAAUAACAUUGUACAAAGAGAAGAACCAGCGAAUGAAUUGGAAAAUAUCUUUGAAGAUGAAUUUGAGAUAAACUUUGAAGAAGUUUCUGAAAUUGAAAAUACACACAGGAAAAGUCAAAAACAGCCUAAUGUUAAUACAAUGCAAGUUGAAGCUAUGCAAAAAAAUCCUUUUACCAACAUCAAUAUUGAAAAUACGAGCAACUACAGUUGUACAGUACAAGCCGAAAGAAAAAACGUUAUUGUUAAUAAUGUAGAAAAGAAAAAUGAUCAUAGAUCUAGUGAGGAAAUAAUUUUAGACGACGACGAUUACUUUCUAGAAAUGGUUGAUGAAGGCCAGCUUAUUGAAUCACAACCGGAACAAAAAAUGUCCGUUAGAGCUCCGUUUAGAGCUCUCCCAAAAGAAGAAGACGACGAUCUAAUUAUAAUAAACGACGACGAUAUGGUUGAAGAGAUAAAGCAUGAAAAUAUGAACAAAUCUGUAGUAAAACAAGAAAUAUCUUCUCGUUCAAAUUCUCCAUGGUUUAUGAAUAAAACGAACUCGUCGAAAAAUGCAUCUACUUCAAGAUCUUGUGUUCAAUCAACAGAUACAACUAUGCCUUCUAUUGGAGCGAAAAGACUAAUUCCAAUGUCUCCAUCGGAUCGUGUAAUAAAAAAGAAAGGCAGAAUUGAUAGGAAAAUCACAGAAUUUACAAAUAGAUCUAGUUCUCCAGAUGUAAAACUUUGUGAUUUUAUCUAUGAUAUAAAUAAUGAUAUUAUAACAGAAAAGACUAUUAAAACAAUUUGCGGACGCGUAGAGGUUCUCGGAAAAUUAUCAAAGCAAAACACAUCUUGGAAUUUAGAUGCUACUCUAGUGGAUGGUACUGGAAAAAUAGAAGUUACUUUUACAAAUGAAGUUCUUGAAAAUUUAUUAGGUUUCAGUGUACAGCAAUUUUCAUUAAAGAAGAAAUUAAAAAAAAAUCCUGAAAUCGAACUUGAACUUAGAACG